AUGUCUUUUGUCCUCGCUUCGCACUCUACGGCAAUUCAAGAUUAUCGUAGUAAGUAUGAAAGUACCUUGCCCUUGCCCCCGGAGAAAAUCCAACAUCUUCGAUUGAAAUAUUUUAAGCAAAUAAUUCCGGGGUUUGAGGUUGCUCCUGCACCAAUUAAACAGCCUGAUGGUCCACUACCGGAGGAGCCAAAAAUUUGUAUAAUUGGCGCAGGAAUGGCAGGUUUAUUUUCUGCAUUACUCUUACAAAAGAAUUUUAAAAAUAUCCAAAUUCUUGAAUGUCAAAAUCGUGUUGGUGGACGUGUGCAUACACAAUAUUUUGAAGGCGAUAAAGAACAAAGAUUAUACGUCGAACUUGGAGCCAUGAGACUUCCGGAAACUAAAGAACAUCGACUGGUGUUUGAUACUAUUGAUUAUUUGAAUCAUCGUAUUACUCAUGAGAAAGACAAGAUUCAUGAAAACUUUGAUAAAGGAAUCAAAUUAUUGAUGCAAUUUGAUGAACAUAGUGUUUAUUCAUAUCUCAGAGAAAACCUCGAUAUACCUGAACCAUAUGAUCUCGAUGAAACUAUUGCUGCAAUUGAAAUGACCGAAUCUGCAACCGGAUUAUUUAGACUCGCGCUUGUUGAAGCUGUAAUGGAUGCUUAUACAUUUUUGGCAGAUUCCCAAAAAUGGAAAACAAUUGAUUAUGGAAUGCAACGAUUUCCUGAUGCAUUCAAACUCGUUUACAAGCAAGAGGAGGAAAGUAAUGGGUUAGGGCAUGUAAGAAUUAAGUAUAAUCAUAAAGUUUAUAAAUUGGAAUAUGUGCAUAAAAAUAAUAAAGUUCAUGUACAUUGGAAAGAAAACGGGAAAUCAAUUAAAGAUAUUUUUGAUAAGGUUAUCGUUACUUGUCCGUUGGGUGUUGUCCGACAAUGGGAUUUGUUAGGAUUGGAUAAAAAUGACGAAUUGUAUCACAAGAGACGUGCAAUUCGUGAAUUGAAUUAUGACAAAUCCGCCAAAUUAUUUUUGAAAUUCAAAACUCGCUUUUGGGAAAAUGGAACGAACCCUAUUAUUGGAGGCAGUUCCUCAACUGACCUUCCAAUUCGGACAGUUAUUUAUCCGUCUUACUAUGUCGAUAAUAAGAUUCCAACGGAUAAUCCUGCAAUUCUCCUUGGUUCAUACACCUGGGCAAAUGACGCAGAGAAAUAUGCUCCAUAUUCGCAGAAGGAGAAUGCGAAUCUUUGUGCUGAAAACCUUAAAAUUCUCCAUGGACGUGAAGUUGUAGAGGAAAAUUUAGUAACCGAAGAGUUUUCGUCCAUUUAUUGGCCAAAUGAUACAACAGCCGUUGGAGCAUUUGCACUUUUUGGUCCAGCACAGUUUACAAAUCUAAUGUAUCCAAUGUUAAAACCUAUGAAUAAUAUAUAUUGGGCUGGUGAACAUACUGAUAUUCAUCAUGCUUGGAUCGUUGGAGCUUUGAACUCGGCUGUUAGAGUUGUUAAAGAAAUCAUGGUGCAAUUAGAUAUGGAAAGAAAAUGGAAUGAACUAAAAGAGCAUGAACUAUUGAAAAACUGGCAUGGGAAUGUUAAAAUUUAA
This is a messenger RNA of Dentiscutata heterogama, 1566 nucleotides long. NCBI's taxonomy places the organism in Eukaryota, Fungi, Glomeromycota, Glomeromycetes, Diversisporales, Gigasporaceae. The record is from the annotation of a GenBank genome assembly.